AAGUUACUAUUUCACCAAACGGAGACGGUGUAAUGCGGAUGAAUUGGCAUCGCCCUGACAUUCCCUCCACCUCGUGUAGCUCAGUCAUUAUUAGUUCGCUUUUUGAAGCCUUCGCUCUGCUGCAGUUUGUUCACUCUAUAUGGUUAUACGGUGAAGUUACAGUCACCUCCCAUCCAGGCGUGGGGAUGGAGCUUAAAGCCAACUUUUUUGGGGGAACAGAGAAGCAAAGUUCCUAGUGGUGUGCCUGAAAUUCCUAUGCAGGAAGAUCAACGUCAUUCCGUAAAAAAAAAAACCUCAGACCAGAGUAACAGGAAAAGCCCGAGACCAAAGAUCUUUACCCGAGACCAAGGCAUUGCUCUUCGGUGUACUGGGCUGCUCAUCUCCAGAGGGCAGACCCACGACCAGUUCAACUGUUGAAGCUUUCUGUCUCUCUCCUGCAGACCUGAAACCAGCUGUUCUCCGGGAGAGAAAAAUAAAGUUUGCUUCAUCGUUUGCACUUUCAGAGGCUGAGCUCCAACGGAGGGAAAGUGGACACUUUGAACAACUGCCCCCUGCGACAAUGGCCGCAAGAUUAGCUGAGAGCGAGGCGGUGUUCCUGAGCUGCUCUUUGAUUCUCUUCGGUUUCUUGAUGUCUGGCGUUGAAACGACUCUUCCUCCAUCUGCCAGUUACAACCUCUAUUCGUCCAGGUCCAGGUCCACUCCGCAGUUUGCUGGCAGCAGAACUCCAGGACGCAGCAAGAACUGGUGCGCCUACAUUGUUAAGAAGAACGUGACCUGCUCGGUGAUGGACGGCGCAGAGAGCUACACCAAGGCUGAGUACCAGCCGUGUCCCUGGGGUCUACCCAACUGUCCGCCUGCCGUGGUAUAUCGGACACAUUUUCGCCCGACGUAUAAAGUUGCUUUUAAGGUGGUGACACAGCUGGCGUGGAGGUGUUGCCCUGGAUUUAAGGGUGAAGAUUGUAAGGAUGGUCUCUACACACGCACUGGCAUUUCUCCUCUGCCAUCUUCGGACACCCGCAAGAGGAAUCUUAACCCAGAAACGACAGAUGGCCAACGUCAUAAAGAGCCAUCUACUGAUGUGCAAAGCCUGAAAAUACAGCAGUUGGAAUAUGAAGUACAACGUCUUAACCAGGUUCUGGAAAAAAUGCAGGCUUCAGUAACAGGACUGGGGGACAGUCUGAGGCACACUGUCCAGGAAGAUACAAGCAAAACACUUGCAACCUUGUUGAACAAUCUAAGGUUCUCUGGCAGUGCUGUUGGCUUCGAGACUACCCAUGAGAAUGGAGACACAGUUUAUCAAUCGGGAAUGGGUGAGGUGAUGUCUAGGUUAACAGAAGUAAAGGACACAUUGAAGAAUAAGAGUGAUAUGUUGGAUGAACUUCACGGAAUGGUGAGUGGGCAUGAUGGACAAUUGAAACAGCUGAUGGAAGUAGCCCAAGGACCUAUCGCUACUCAUUCUCCUUUUGCCAAUGGCGACUUUUACCAGUCUUACAUUGACGGCAAAUUUAAAACUCUGAGGGAAGAGAUGAUGCUCGGCAUUGACAUGAAGUUUGCAGAUCUGAAGAACUCCUGCGAGUACAAGCUAAUGUCUCUCAAGCAUCAGUGCGAGGAAAAUGAAUUGCAGUAUGAAAACAUGGAAAGACGACUCGACGAGAAAGAGGAUGGACUGAGAAAGGAGAUCGAUAAUAUCAGAAAGGUUCAGCAGGAAUCACCAGGUCAUUACAACUGCUGUGCUUCCAUAAGCACCUUAAAACGCCGAUUGAAUAACAUGGACAUAAGGGUCUACAGAAUAGCAGAUGCAAACCAGGCGUUGAACGCUAGAUUGGACAAUGAACUGGAGCGUUUUACCACCUUUAAUCUAGAAAACAUUUUUGGUGAGAGACUGGAAGAAAUUGAAUCUCGAAUAAAUGUGACGGAGAGGAAUGCCGAGGAGCACUGCUUUUACAUUGAGUACAGUCUGAGAGGACAUAUCGACACUGAAGUUGAUGGUGUUAAGGGACUGCUUAAGAAAGAGCUCCAGUUGUUACGGACCAAACAUGACAAUGAUUUGGCACUGAUUGGCAACACAACUUUUGCUGCUGCGAUAGACAGCGAGCUAGAAUCGAUACUCCAGAAAGAUUUGUAUUCCAGGAAUGAUCAAAUCAAUAAUAUCAUGGAGCAUAUUGAGAACAGGUUACAAGAGUUGGAAAAUGUAUGUCAGAGCGGCUGUACAUCUGAUGCCAGGGAGAUGAGGGACAUCAGGAAGGAUUUAGAAACCUGCAAGAAUAACGACAAAGAGUUGUUCCUAAAAACUGAGCAAAAUUUGCAUCUUUUUACGUCUCUGAACUGCACAGUUCAUGAAGGUUUCAGGAAGGUUCAAGAUAAUACAGACUUGCAAACGACGCACAGAGAAAUCAACAAAUUGAAAUUUAUCUUGAACUCCAUUGAGGAUACCGUACAAACUCAGUGGGAAGGUCUGAACAAGAGCUCUGAAGCACUCUUAACCGUCGAGUCCUCUUUAACGAAGAGGCAACAGGAGUUCCUGGAUAAGAUUUACAAGCUGCAAGAAAAGGACAGGAACUUGGAAACACAGCUGCAGAGGAAUGAGAGCCAGUUAAACGAAAUGAAGGAACAACUGGAGCAGCUCACAGGUCAGAUGGCAAAAGACAUUAACGAGUGUAAGCACGGUACCCAAGGCAUCCAGAAGGAAGUCUCCCAUAUUGACAGCAAGAUCGCACACAUUGAAAACGUUUGCAGUAAGCUGGAUAAUAUUUCUGGCAGCCUCCAGCGAAUUAAAGAUGGACUGAACAAACAUGUCAGUAGUCUUUGGAACUGCAUCCAUCAGAUAAACGAAACUGUAAAAUGGCACACCACAGAUAUAGUCACACUGAAGAAACCUACUCGCCGACUCCGAAUCAAAAGCCCCAAAAUUAGACACAAAGUUGAUGGUUUCCUUCCACGUCACCCCAUACCAGUGGAAAGGGGCCAAGCGGGACCGCCGGGACCACCCAACGCGGCAAGCCUUCUACCUGACUCACUGAGACACCCACCCAAUUCGGCAAGGAUCCCUCCCACCUCUCCACGUAUCCCACCCAAAUCGGCAAGACGUCCACACAACUCGCCGAGACUUCCACCCGCUGCCGGAACAAGCCAGAGUGUCAUUCGGGAAGUUGGUUACGCAGGUCCACCAGGAUCGAGGGAUAUCCCAGAUAUUAAUGGCUCACCUAGGAUCAAGGAACACCAAAGCACACCACCAAUGACCAGGCAAAAUGGAGUCACCAGCAAUAUAGGUGUCCAAAAGCACGUGGCCUUUUCCGUAGGCCUGACCAGAAAACCAUUUGUUGGCGAUGUAGGAAUAAUCCGAUUCAAUAAAAUUUUAGUUAAUGACGGAUACCACUACAAUUCAAAUACAGGUAUAUUUACUGUUCCUUUGGAAGGACAGUACCUCAUCACUGCAGUUCUUGCUCCUCAGAGGAAUGAACACAUUGAAGCAACCCUCACUGUUUCUAAUCGAAGUAUCACACAGAUGGACACGGCUGGCUAUCGGAUAGAGCUGUUGGAAUCUCAAAGACCCUUCCUAAGAAGAGAGAUUUGUGGGGGAAUCGGGACCUUCAACCUGAUUCUAAAUCUUAAAGUUGGGGAUGAAGUGAGUGUCUUUGUGAUUGAUGGUAAACUAGUCAACACAGAUGAAAUGUACUCAACUUUCAGCGGGACUUUGCUAUACGAAACAUCCCCACAGAGCUAGCCAACUUGAAAACUGGGCAAAUUAACGUUUAAAAUACACCAAUUUAGGGUGUGCAAAGGGAUGUGGAUAUUCCUGAAUCUGACAGUCAAAAAAUAUAUAAAAUGUCACUUCCUUUAAGGACUAAUUCCACCAAGUUAGAAUUCUGCAUAAGCUUCCGGCUUAUGAUUUUAACAUUCAAGACUUUUAAAUAAUCUUUCCAUAAUAGGAUUUCACGAUCAGUCAUUUUACUAACUUAAAAAGUAUUGUCUGUUGUGAGAGUUACUUUGAAAUAGUACAAUUUCACUUGUUGACACAGUUUACCAGAAUGUCACAGCUGGAGGGUUGUCCAAUCAAAUGUUUUACAUAUUUAUGGAUGUGCAAACUUUAUCCAUGUGAUGGCAAUUUUUAAUUUUUUUUUUCAUUUUCUGGGUAGUUAUUUUCAGUUGUACUGUUGACAAUCUGUUCUUAAUUCAGCAACAAAAUAUUCCCCCCUUCACCCUCACUCUAUAUUUAAAUCACAGGGGAAAUGUUCCCUAAAGCUUAAACCUGCUCUGAAAUGCAAUCUUGGGAGUAAAUAGAUAAAAUUAAGAAUGAUACAAUUCCAUUAUGUCUGUGAAGAUGCAAGAAUUUAUAGUAAUAAUUUACUACUUAAACCUGUGCUCCGCUUUAUGAUAUACUGGCUUAGUGUUAAUGGUUAUAGGGAGAAGGCAGGAGAAUGGGGUUGAGUGGGAAAGAUAGAUCAGCCAUGAUUGAAUGGCAGAGUAGACCUUAUUAGACCGAAUGGCCUAAUUCUGCUCCUAUCACUUAUGAAAAGUAGCUUUGCUGCAUACCAUCAAAAUGCAUAAUUUGAAGGGGUUAUUGCACUUGCAUAGGUAAAUUCUUGUCUUGUGCUCUCUUGCUACAUGUUAUGUUCCUGUAUGAAUCAGUGCACCAAUGUAAACCAACAAAACUGAAUUUAGUUAUGCAUGUUGCCAAAAUGUUAACAUGCAUCAUCGGGUUCUUUGGUGGGAUGGGGGGGUGGUAGAGGAAGGGAGAAUCAUUUAUUUUCUUGACACUUGCUUUAAACAACAUUAAGACAUGGACAACUACAAGAAAGGUAAAAAGCCAUUCGGGAAAAAUCUUUGAAAAGUAAAAAUAUGCUAAGCGCAAUAAACAAUCGAUGGUGGGAGAAUGUGGUAGAUGGAAUGCAAUUCAUAAUGAAUGGCUCACACCAUAAACCACCUCAAACUCAGGUUAUCAUUGGCUAUAUUUAUUGGACUCUAUAGCCAGUCUAUUAAAAUAUUUUGUGUCCAAAUAAAUAGCAAUUUGCUUUUGCUAAUGUCUUACAAUAAUGCAAUUUUAGGUUGCCUUUUGGAAUUAAUAUUCUAUAAACUGAAAAUGUUAAUUCAUACAAAUUGGAUAUCAACUUUAACUCUUUAACACUACUUUAUCACAAGCAUUUUAUAAAAACAAGCUAGAGAAACAAUUCAAAGAACAUUUGAAAGAGUAUUAAUAUAACUUUUGAUAUUUAUAAUAGCUAAAUAUACAAUUUUCCCACUCACCUACACUUAAACUUCAGACAAUAUAUUUGUUAGAUUUUAUUAAAAUAAAUAGUUCAUUA
Messenger RNA from Amblyraja radiata (thorny skate), 5303 nucleotides. Its product is annotated as EMILIN-2. The record is from RefSeq and is a predicted model, not a curated record. The coding region runs from base 560 to 3724 and encodes 1054 amino acids. Lineage: Eukaryota; Metazoa; Chordata; Chondrichthyes; Rajiformes; Rajidae. The transcript has 7 exons. Gene Ontology annotation, molecular function: protein binding.